Lachancea thermotolerans CBS 6340 is the source of this 282-nucleotide messenger RNA. RefSeq names its product mRNA splicing protein SMX3 (gene SMX3). The coding region runs from base 1 to 282 and encodes 93 amino acids. Gene Ontology annotation, molecular function: RNA binding. Gene Ontology annotation, biological process: spliceosomal snRNP assembly; mRNA splicing, via spliceosome. Gene Ontology annotation, cellular component: U1 snRNP; catalytic step 2 spliceosome. The transcript has 2 exons. The record is from RefSeq and is a predicted model, not a curated record. Lineage: Eukaryota; Fungi; Ascomycota; Saccharomycetes; Saccharomycetales; Saccharomycetaceae.
AUGUCAGAACUCGCACCGACGAAUCCUAAACCUUUCUUAAGAGAGCUCAUCAACAAGCCCAUCGUGGUGACGCUGAAGUUCAACAAGACGCAGUACAAGGGCCUACUGGUAUCUACAGAUAACUACUUCAAUCUGCAACUUACAGAGGCAGAGGAGUUCAUAGAAGGCCAGUCAAAAGGGAAAAUAGGCGAUAUCUUUAUUAGAUGUAACAAUGUGCUGUGGAUAGGUGAAGACCUGCAGAAAAAAGAAGAGGAACCACAGACUCUUGACCAGCAAAGCUAG